This is a messenger RNA of Gavialis gangeticus (Gharial), 1317 nucleotides long. RefSeq names its product RAB7A, member RAS oncogene family (gene RAB7A). The record is from RefSeq and is a predicted model, not a curated record. The coding region runs from base 107 to 730 and encodes 207 amino acids. Gene Ontology annotation, cellular component: phagocytic vesicle; lysosome; late endosome. Gene Ontology annotation, biological process: endosome to lysosome transport; phagosome-lysosome fusion. Lineage: Eukaryota; Metazoa; Chordata; Crocodylia; Gavialidae. Gene Ontology annotation, molecular function: GTP binding; GTPase activity. The transcript has 6 exons.
AGGGGGAGGCGGAAGUGAAAGCGGAGCUGUCGGGGCCCAUUAAAGCGGAGCGGAGCGUACAGGCACCUACACUCGCAGCGCCGCGGCCCGACCAGACGUUUGAAACAUGACCUCUAGGAAGAAAGUGUUACUGAAAGUCAUCAUCCUUGGAGACUCUGGGGUGGGGAAGACAUCGCUUAUGAACCAGUAUGUGAACAAAAAAUUCAGUAACCAGUACAAAGCUACAAUAGGAGCAGACUUCCUGACAAAGGAGGUGAUGGUGGAUGACAGACUAGUGACAAUGCAGAUAUGGGAUACGGCAGGGCAAGAACGGUUUCAGUCUCUGGGUGUUGCCUUCUACAGAGGAGCAGACUGCUGCGUGCUGGUGUUUGAUGUGACAGCCCCCAAUACAUUUAAAACUCUAGAUAGCUGGAGGGAUGAGUUUCUUAUUCAGGCCAGUCCAAGAGACCCUGAAAACUUUCCAUUUGUUGUGCUGGGAAACAAGAUUGACCUAGAAAACAGACAAGUUACCACAAAACGAGCACAAGCCUGGUGCUACAGUAAAAACAACAUCCCAUACUUUGAAACCAGUGCCAAGGAGGCCAUUAAUGUGGAACAAGCUUUCCAAACUAUUGCACGAAAUGCACUUAAACAGGAAACUGAGGUGGAGCUUUACAACGAAUUCCCCGAACCCAUCAAACUAGACAAGAAUGACCGAGCAAAAGCCUCUGCAGAGAGCUGCAGUUGCUGAGGUGGAGCUGGAGGGGUUGAGCACAGUCCUUCACAAAUGGAUAUCACACUUAGGCCUUCAAACACAAAGCCCCUCUUCUGUAUAAAAAUAAAACAAAAUUUUAAAAAAUCCCAUCUCCAGCUGCCAAAAUCCACUCAUCUCCUGUGAGCAACUGUAAGCCCAGCCCUCCUACACAGAGCUCAUCCAUGUCCCUAUUCACAUUGCCCCACUCCUUGGUAGCAGACCUUUUUUUUUUCUUGGUUUGAAAUGGAAAUUCUUAUGUCUGGAAUGGAAGCUAACCCUGGGUGUCCAAUGGAGAGAAACUGUUUACAGGUAAUCUGUGUAACAAUUUGCAUACAUUUUUAACUGUCUUGUGUUCCCCUGUGAAGGCUGCAACUGGGAAAGGCUGAUUACCCAUAGUUCAUUGCAAGCUCAGCACUCAGUCUGACUAGGUUGAGUUUUGUAUGUAUCUCUGUUAAUGCUUGUUACUUUUAACUAAUCAGAUCUUUUUACAGUAUCCAUGUAUUAUGUAAUGCUUCUUUAGGAAAAAUCUUAUAGUACAUGUUAAUAUAUGCAACCAAUUAAAAAAUGUAUAAAUUAGUGUAAAA